GUGAUCCCCGCCCACUUUCCUAGCAACAAUGAACAACAUGGCGUCUUCAUGGACUUUUCCAGGCGUGUUGGCGGUGCUGUGUUUCUUCUUCCUGUGUGUCCUACAGCCUGUAGAGGCUUAUGACGGCGGGGACGCUGUGGCUCUGCUCUUGGGGAUGGCUAUCACGGUGGUCGGCUUCUGCGCGUGUCUCGGCUGGUACGCACGGAGACGCAGCGGACAGUUUUGAUCCGACAUGUAGGCCUGCCCUGCGGUCCGGAAAUGCGGUCGCUUUUCGCCUCCUGAAACCCCGCGCCAGCCGUUCGCUCUUUUCCUGAACGUGUGGCGUUUAAGAGACUUGACAGUGAAGUGGAAGGAGAAGGAGACUGGACUUGAGGGUCCGAGUUCUAAAAGAAGGAAGUUGUGUUUCAGCACCAAACCGGAGAGACAGGAUGCUGUUUACAAGUCAACAUGCACUUCCAGUGGACACACCGGGAUCAUGGCGUUCAAGCACAUCUGUACGACAUCUGGACUUUCCUAUACUUGGGUGCACGAUGACAUUACACGACUACACACUCACUUUUUUUUUCUCUCUGUUCUUUUCUUCCUCCUGCUAAACAUAUCACUCUGUUAUUCCACUGUUCCCUGGAGUCAUGCUUCAGAUUUUUAAGCACUGAAAGUCGUGUUGCCCCUGCUGUUUUGCACUUAAAAUUUGUGGUCUUAAUAUAGUGAACUACUUGACAGAUCAUUGCUUCUUGCAUAUGCUUAUUUUUCUGUAAUAAACUCUAUGAUUGCUGCA
Molecule: messenger RNA, 775 nt
Organism: Neoarius graeffei (lesser salmon catfish)
Lineage: Eukaryota; Metazoa; Chordata; Actinopteri; Siluriformes; Ariidae
Product: small integral membrane protein 30-like
Exons: 1
Coding region: 29-226 (65 amino acids)
Source: RefSeq, a predicted model, not a curated record